This is a messenger RNA of Drosophila eugracilis, 1392 nucleotides long. It is a transcript of the gene PolD2, whose product is annotated as DNA polymerase delta subunit 2. Gene Ontology annotation, biological process: DNA replication; DNA strand elongation involved in DNA replication. Gene Ontology annotation, molecular function: DNA binding. The record is from RefSeq and is a predicted model, not a curated record. Lineage: Eukaryota; Metazoa; Arthropoda; Insecta; Diptera; Drosophilidae. Gene Ontology annotation, cellular component: delta DNA polymerase complex. The coding region runs from base 57 to 1352 and encodes 431 amino acids. The transcript has a single exon.
UUGGCGCCCAAAGUAAGCAAGCGUCUUGAUAGAUUACUGAGUUUAUAGGAAUAAACAUGACCAACCGCCUGGAAACCAAGUACGAAAAUCUGAGCAGCAUCUUCCUGCUGAAGGGACAUGACUACCAAAAGCAGUUCUGUCACCUGUACGCCCACCGCCUGGCCGAGAUGACGCGCCUUUUGACGCCGCUGGCCCAAAAGAAGUGGGGCAACAAGGAGCCCAUCAAGAAGCUAUGCGAGCUGAGGGGUGAACAGGACGUACACUGCAUUCUGAUAGGCACCAUAUUCAAGCAUCAGGCACACAAGCCCAGCAUUCUGCGAGACAUAUCCGAGGAAAACCAAUUGGCGCCUCAGCCUCCACGACAGAAUUACUCGGAUCCGGAGGACAAGAUUGUAUUAGAAGACGAACUACAGCGUGUGCGACUCCAGGGCGAAGUGAAAGGCCAGCUUAUAGCCACCGGAGUUGUGUGUGCCGCCCUUGGAGGUACAGACAGCGAGGGAUUCUUUAACGUGGAGGAAAUUCUCUUCUACGAAAGUGGACCGCAAAAGCCAUUGGCUACUGUUAAACAGAGUCGCCUAUUGGUUCUCGUCUCGGGAUUGGAUCAACUGCAAGCCCACAACUUCGUGGAGCCCCUGAAUCUCUUUCAGUACUGGCUAGCUGGUAGUCUAGGCAACGGAAAGGAAGCUGGAUCCAUAGUGCGUCUUAUAGUGGCUGGAAACUCUGUGAGGGCCACUGCCGUAGCCCAUGUUCCCACACUCCAGGUGGCUCGGACCCAAGCAAAUGCCAACGAUACUGUCCAGGCCGUAACCCAACUGGACCAGUGGUUUGCCUCGUGGGCACGCAGUCUGCCCGUAGACAUAAUGCCUGGAGCAUACGACCCAGCCAACUUCAUGCUGCCUCAGCAGCCGUUCCAUAAAUGCAUGUUCCCGCAGGCCGCUCAACUAACCUCCUUCCAGUCGGUGACCAAUCCCUACAAUUGCCGACUAGACGAUGCGUUGGUGGUGGGCACCUCAGGCCAGAACGUGUCAGAUCUGCUUCGCAGCACUUCCCUGGACUCCUCCCUAGAGGCCCUGCGAUGCACCCUCACCUGGGGUCACAUUGCCCCUACUGCACCGGACACUCUGGCCUGCUACCCGUACAUCGACAGCGACCCGUUCAUUUUGCGCGACUGUCCGCACGUGUACUUUGCCGGCAACUGCGAGUCCUUUGGGACGGAGCUGCACGAGGGCUCCCAGGGUAAACGGACACGCCUGGUGUGCGUACCCAGCUUCAGCCGGACGCAGAGCGUGGCCGUAGUUGAUCUAGACACGUUGGACUGCCGUCAGGUCAACUUCAGCGUAGAUACGGAAUGAGAUAUUCCAUUAAUAAAAUUACACUGUUAAGUCUUGAGAA